Messenger RNA from Beta vulgaris subsp. vulgaris (sugar beet), 1181 nucleotides. Its product is annotated as 5-formyltetrahydrofolate cyclo-ligase, mitochondrial. The record is from RefSeq and is a predicted model, not a curated record. Gene Ontology annotation, biological process: folic acid-containing compound biosynthetic process; tetrahydrofolate interconversion. The transcript has 8 exons. Bases 41 to 985 code for a protein of 314 amino acids. Gene Ontology annotation, molecular function: 5-formyltetrahydrofolate cyclo-ligase activity. Lineage: Eukaryota; Viridiplantae; Streptophyta; Magnoliopsida; Caryophyllales; Amaranthaceae. Gene Ontology annotation, cellular component: mitochondrion.
CCCAUUUAUCAGGCACAUAUAUGUGUAAGGGCCAAAGAAAAUGAACAUAUUUGGGAGACUUUCAAGCCAAAAGGCCAAAGAAGUUAAGAAACUUAUGACCCUGUCCUUCUCCCUCCACCAUCUGUGCACAUUAGCAUCGCCACCACCUUCCACCCAUUCUCGCUUCCUUAACGUGCGCCGUCCACCACUUUUCUCUAAUUCUCCCUCCUCCUUCAGAAUGAGCUCCACCACCGCUGAAGGAACCAAUAUUAGCAAUUCAACUGAUGUUACUGAUACUGAAUUGGAGUCCAUUUUCAAGCAAAAACGGGUAAUUCGAUCCAAAGUCCGCAAAUCUCUUAAAGAAAUGGACCCUUCUCAGCGUGCUCUUGAAGAUGAUGCACUUCAGCGCUUGGUUCUAGAUGCUCCAUGGUUCAAAUCCAGCCGACGAUUAUGUGCAUAUAUAAGUUGCCGUGCAUUGCGAGAAGUUGAUACAACUACAAUUUUGGCAGAGAGCCUACAGAUUUCAGAUAAAGGAGACAAACAAGACCUCGGAGGUAAAACACUUUAUGUGCCCAGGGUGGAGGACAAAAACAGUCAUAUGCGGAUGCUUAACAUCUGUAGUAUGGAUGAUCUAAUCGCAAACUCGAUGGAAAUCCUGGAACCUGCUCCUGUGGAUAGUAGAGGAAAUCAACGUGAAGAUGUUAUGCAUGCAAGUGAAGCAGUUGACCUCUUGCUCUUACCUGGACUUGCAUUCGACAAAUCUGGAAGACGCUUAGGCCGUGGUGGAGGUUACUACGACACUUUCUUAAGGAACUACCGACAGCUUGUUAACAAACAGAACUGGAAGCUACCACUCCUUGUUGCUCUGUCAUAUUCUGUGCAAAUAUUGGAUGAUGGAGUCAUUCCAAUCACUCCCAAUGAUGUUUUUGUGGACGCUUUAAUAUCUCCAGCUGGUGUUAUUCCAAUUAGCUCAGCUGCACGUCAAAGGAUGGAGCAUGACAUAUGACUUUUCGAGGCCUGUUACCUCUGUUCUUCCUGUGGCAUUCUCUAAUGUAACUGGAGCUUCUUGAUCUCUGAGGUUGUGAUGCAUUGUUUUUAUUGAACUUUUGAUAUUACCUCUUUCCUGAUAGAAUGUUAUACAUCACGUUCAUUGUAAUAUUUGCUUGCACUUCUUAUAUCGAUACUAAAACGAUUACAAGGAA